GCAGAACGCGACCACUCCUGAAGAGUUGGUCAGCUUCGUAGGCCUCAUCUGAUUUCCGCAUCACGAGCCACGGCCGAGGAGUCAAAAUGACUGACAAGCUCCCACCGCCUUUGCUGGCCCUCUUCCAGCCCCGACCGCCUCUUCGCUACAUUGCCCCUACAGACCGCGCCCCAGAGGACUGCCCGAAAAGUACCAUCUCUGGCGUCGCCCAAUAUCUCGCUGCUGCAAAGGAGUUCAAGGAAGAGUCACCAUACAAUGCAACUGAAUGCUGGUUGCAGCGCAAAUUGCGCGAGAAGGUUGAGAAGCAGGAGGCUUUGGCUUCCCAGUUGACUGAUGGCAUGCAGAGCUUCAACCCCAAGGAAGACCCACAAGCCCGAGGUGAUCCAUUUAGAACACUCUUCAUUGCACGACUCAGCUACGAGGUUAAAGAAGCAGACCUGGAGCGAGAGUUUGGCCGCUUUGGUCCGAUUGAGCGUAUUCGCAUUGUCAAGGACACUGUUUCGCCAAAAGCAGAGAAGAAGGCUCACCGAGGAUAUGCCUUCAUCGUCUACGAACGUGAGAAGGACAUGAAAGCGGCAUACAAGGAAACAGAUGGUAUUCGCAUCAAAGACCGACGAGUCCUGGUGGAUGUGGAGCGUGGUCGCACAACCAAGGGCUGGAAGCCACGUCGCUUCGGCGGUGGUCUUGGUGGCCGUGGCUACACUAAGGCCAUGCCCUCCCGCCCUAUGGGACCAGGUUUCAAUGCACCAUCCGGUCCUGGUGGAUUUGGUGGGGGAUUCCGUGGCGGCUUCGGUGGUAGAGGUUUCCGAGGUGGAGGCUUCCGUGGUGGUGGCGAUCGUUUCGGCGGCCGUGGAGGAAUCGGUUACCAAGGUGGCCGCGGUGGCUUCGGAGGACAGGCACCACCAAAUGCUCCAUCUGGCCCCGGUGGCGGACGCGGAGGUGGUUUUGGAGGUGGUUUCGGUGGUGGAGGCAGGUUUGACCGUGGUGUGACUGGCAGCAACCGCGAGCCCGUUCGCCCUCGAGACGCAUACGCAGACCGCGACCGCCGUGACGACCGUGACCGAGGCGACCGGGGAGAUCGUGGAGACCGCGACGGUGGUGACCGCUACAGAGACCGAGAUCGCAUGUCAGACCGCAAUGGAGAUCGGUACCGCGAUCGAGAGCGUGACCGUGAGCGCGAUAGGUACAGCGGUGGUGCCCGAGAGGACUUUGGACGCAAGCGACCCCGUGAGGAUGACGGUUAUGAUGACACUCGCUCCAGAAGACGAUACUAAGCGUAUCUUACAUCCGUUUUUCUUUUCGUUAUGGAUACUACCCCCAUCCCUUCUCAGUCCCGACUCAAGUGGUGGGUAUCCCUGAUACUGUCCGUCUCAUGACCUUUUUCCAUCGUCAGGGUAAGGGGGGUAAGACGGCAAGCUAUGCGCAGAUAACAAGGGGGUCUGAAAUAUCCAGCACGGACGAUCGAAGUUUCUCAACACACGCUACUCCUUUAUGCCAUCGUUGACCACAGGGUAUCCGGUUGUCGUGCAAUUCCGCUCCCUGCACCAGCAUGCACAUAACUUGUGUGAUUCCCUACGGAGUGUUCUUGUAUUCCCCGUUUUUCUUCAAGUCCCCCUCUACAUUUUCCUUCUUCAAUGUGUUCCAGUCUUUGGAGGGUCCCUCAUGUGACCCUUCUAUUUUUUUCCUUGGGGGUAAGUAUGUACUUUAGUCGAAGCAGUCUUUCAUAUUCAAAGCGACGGAAAUCAAAUGGGACUAUGCUCAGGUAAGACCAGGUAAGGGCCAUUGCAAUGACAUACGCGCAGGCAUCUUGCUAGGUAGUUAAUAAAUGGAAAUAAUGCUGUCUAUUGGGACC
Molecule: messenger RNA, 1852 nt
Organism: Penicillium brasilianum
Lineage: Eukaryota; Fungi; Ascomycota; Eurotiomycetes; Eurotiales; Aspergillaceae
Source: the annotation of a GenBank genome assembly